Camelina sativa (false flax) is the source of this 347-nucleotide messenger RNA. NCBI's taxonomy places the organism in Eukaryota, Viridiplantae, Streptophyta, Magnoliopsida, Brassicales, Brassicaceae. The record is from RefSeq and is a predicted model, not a curated record.
AAGCUAUGAACGGCUUGAUGAAUGCACCUCAUUCUUUCUUCAUUGGAGUCACUGAAGCAGAAGGGUUUGAUCAAUCCUUCAGGGAGGGAAAGGAAACUUCCUCUCAAGAUUUUGGGUACCGGAGAACUAAGCAUGAAGCUCAACUUCAAAGCUCGUGCCUUCUCGACACAAGCAAAAGAGAAACUUGAAGCUUCAGGAUGUACACUCACUGUGUUGCCCGGAAGGAAGAAAUGGGUUAAGCCUUCGGUUGCAAAGAACCAAGCACGAGCAGAUGAAUACUUUGCCAAGAAGAGAGCUGCAGCAGCAGCAGAAGCAACAACUUCAGAGCCUGCAGCUUCUGCUUAAUA